AUGAGAGCAAUUCUUCAAAUUGUUGCAAAGUUUUGUCCAUUUAUUACUCUACUGUAUAGCUUAAUCGUUAUUGUUCUGACUAUAUACAUUAGUGGAAAAGUUCCUCCAGUCUUUGUAAUAUUUUGCAUUCAAGUAUACCUGAAUUGGUACUCAGUGUACAAUAUAAGUCGUAAUGCAUCAAUCAUGAAAGUUAGAACAAUGGAAAAAAAAUCAGUAUGGUAUAAAGUGGCAAGCAAUGCAAAAUAUAAAUAUUGGUACUGUGAAAAGUGUAUUAGUUAUACAUCCAGGGCAACACAACACUGCAACUUUUGCAGAAAGUGUUUUCAUUCUCGUGAUCAUCAUUGUUUCUUCUUAGGUGCCUGUGUACUACGACAAAAUAUUAGUAAUUUCAUUUUAUUUUGUUUUUACACAUCCUUAACAUGUAUAUAUUCAUUAUGCACACUUGGGCCAUAUUUAUAUGAAAAUAUUAAUCGUGUGAUAAGGACAGAUAUAGACUCUUUUAAUAUGUUUCUAAACUUUUGUUUCCCUAUUGCUCUAGUCAAAUUAUUAUAUUCUAGAGAAAACAGUUACAUAUUACUAGUGACAAUGUUUGAUAUAUUAGUUUCCAUUUUAUUCAUUUGCUUAGUAUAUGCAACAUGGAAAUUACACAGUUGUAUGAGUGGUAAACAGAGGUACUCCAGUAUAUCAGGAAAACAAAAUUUAAUGGAAAUUUUUGGCAGUUAUGGUCUUUUAAACAUUAUUUUCCCAUAUAAUGGUCUUACACGAACUAGAGAUCUAAAUGAAAAGUAUGAACUCAAACAAGUAUAA
This is a messenger RNA of Dufourea novaeangliae, 807 nucleotides long. Its product is annotated as palmitoyltransferase ZDHHC22-like. The record is from RefSeq and is a predicted model, not a curated record. Gene Ontology annotation, molecular function: palmitoyltransferase activity. NCBI's taxonomy places the organism in Eukaryota, Metazoa, Arthropoda, Insecta, Hymenoptera, Halictidae. The transcript has a single exon. Bases 1 to 807 code for a protein of 268 amino acids.